GAUGACCAGAGACUGCAGACACAGUACAGGGAUGACCAGAGACUGCGGACACAGUACAGGGAUGACCAGAGACUGCGGACACAGUACAGGGAUGACCAGAGACUGCGGACACAGUACAGGAGAUGACCAGAGACUGCGGACAUAGUACAGGAGAUGACCAGAGAUUGCGGACACGGUACAGGGAUGACCAGAGACUGCAGACACAGUACAGGGAUGACCAGAGACUGCAGACAGUACAGGAGAUGACCAGAGACUGCAGACACAGUACAGGAGAUGACCAGAGACUGCGGACAGUACAGGGGAUGACCAGAGACUGCGGACAG
Messenger RNA from Staurois parvus, 323 nucleotides. Lineage: Eukaryota; Metazoa; Chordata; Amphibia; Anura; Ranidae. The record is from the annotation of a GenBank genome assembly.